CUUUCUAUUCUCAGAACUGUUUCUCUUCUCUCCCGCAAAAAAACCCUAUGUCCAGACCUCUGUCGCCCGCUUCCCCUCUGUCCGCAACCAACGCCCUCCACCAGAAGAAAUGAAAACCACCACUGUCAUCCAGAAAACGCAAAGGAAAAGUUUUGGUGUUAAAAAUUGAAGCUUUUCUAAUGGAUCGGGUUUUGGGUUUUCAAGGUUAGAUUUGAGAGGGGUUGAGUUGAUAUGCUUCAAGAUGGUUAAUUUGCUUUGAGAAGUACGUUUUCUUUACGAGAUUUGGGGUCUGAGAUGAACCAGUUAGUUGAAAGCUCUACUAAUUCUCAAAGGGUCUCUAGAGUUCAAGCUCCACUGAGCAUUAAGGAAUGACAGAAUUUGUCAAGGACGAGCAUCGUUUGGAAUUUUCAUACCCAAUGGGAGGUUUCUAGAGGCUAGAAUUUCUCUAUGCCAAUGAGAGAACAUUGCAGAACAUGUAGCUUGGGCUGAGUGUAACAUAGAGAGAACUGUUGGUGUCUUCGUUUACUUUGUUAUGUCUCAAAACUUCAUUAGGAACUCCCAUUAUUAUGACCUUUUGAAUUAGGUUCAUGAAAACACCAGUGAGGCAGAAGAACAUGGAACCUGGAUCCCUUAUCUCCGACUUUAUGAUGCAGCCGCUUGUAGACCGCUUAUAUGACAGAACUAUCUUCCAUGCUUAAGAAUCUAUGCAAAAUUGAGUUUUCAUUGAGUUUUGAAUGCUUUUAAAAGCUUACAUGAGAACUUGUGUCCCAGGAUUUAUUUUAUUCUUCUUUUAGCGGAUGCCCAUGCGACCUUUCUGGUAUUUGCUGCACAUUUUGUCCCUGACCAUGGUUUAUGUCCUUGUCGUAUUCUCAGGCAUUCAUUGAUACUGUCAUAAUUUGUUGAGCAUCGUUUAUUUUUGGUAAUGUCUACCCACAUAUAUGCAACAUCAAUUUCUCAUUAUAAUUGACUAAGCUCUUACUUAUUAGAUUUUUAAUGUCACUGUAUUUUUCAGAUUAGACAAAUAUUUUGAGUGACAUUCAUUUUAGGUUAAUUCAUGUUCUUUGAUGAUCAUAUGAAAUAGCUUGGUCUUUCUAUAGUUAUACUUUCGGUAACUCUUGGUAAAUUGUCAUUUCUUUGUCUAUAUUGCAUCAUACGUAAACACUGCAAAAGGGUUUAAUAAAAAAGAUGGCUUUAUGAAUGAUUUUGGAAUCUAUAGAUACUAUAGAACCCAACACUAGAUAGGUGGUCCCUCCCAACCCACGCCUCUUUCUAGUGUAUAAAAAUUAAAAAUAUUCACCUACUUAAAAAGUUAAUAAAAAUACAAAGUGGUCAAAGCAAUAUAAAAUAUUUACUUUUAGUAUAUAGUUUAGAAAAAACUUCUUACUUUACUUAGUAUGUGAGGCUUAAUUCAUAGUAGCCAUCAUUUGUAGAGAGCACGUGUGUAAUGAUGGUUAAGCAUGAUUCCCACUUGCGGACUCAAAGGACCAAAUUUCCAGUAAGCAUGAUGGUUGAGCACGUGUGUAUAUAGUUUAGAAAAAACUUCUUACUUUAUUUUUGGCUCCUUUGUAAUGCGAAAAUUAGUCAUUAAGGCUGUAUAUAUAGUUAUAGUUAAAAGUUAAGGUUGUAUAUAUAAUUAGUCAUUAAGGCAUAAGCAUUAGAACCAUAAGUAUAUAUAGUUAUUUUUGGCUCCUUUCUAAUUCGAAAAUUGUGUCAAUGCUUUUUCAUUUACUCUAGCAGUACUUGUACACAAGGUUUAUCAGAUUUGAAAUGAGAGUGUUAUUUCCAUGGUUAUGGUUUAGAUUCAAUGCAAGGGCCGCGGUGCAGUACUGAUAAUUCAUCUGUUAAUCAUUUUGUCUACGAGGUUGAGAAGAUUUUUGGCCCUGGAAAUCAAUAUGUCACAACUGCAAAAAUGAUACUUCAAGCCAUCACUUUCUCAAACAUGUAUGCACCCGAGCAUUUGAUUAUCAAUGUAAAAGACGCGGAGAAGUGGGAAAGUUUUAUCGAGAAUGCAGGGCCAUGGACACCAGAGAGUGUCGGUGAUUACGCAAGUGGGACAAACCACGUCCUUCCCACUUACGGAUAUGCAAGAAUGUAUAACGGUGUGUCUUUGGACUCUUUCCUCAAGUACAUAACUGUGCAAUCUCUCACAGAGGAAGGUCUAAGGAAGGUAUAAGUAGACAACUGUGCAUUGAUAAAUUAUAAUAAUAAAUAGUAGUGUCUACUUGAUCACUCUUUGGUGAUUAUUAGUAUAUAUAAAUAUGCAUGCUUACUUAGGCUUUUUAUAUUGAAGCUACAUCAAUAUAAAUAUGUCAUGACAUAACUUAGGCUUUUUUUUUUUAAACUGAAUCCUCUUGUAUAGAAUCCAUGUUGACAUAACUUAGGUUCUGAGAUUUUGUAUGAGUUUGUUCUCAGUAUUCUCUUAGUGUAUGGAUUGAAGAUGUAUAUUGAUGUUGUUGUUGUUUCAAAUUUUAUAUUGAAGCUACAAAUUUGUUUCAAGUUUAUGAAAUUUUGGUGCAAAAAUGGUGAAAAUCUGGUGCAUAUAUGCUGACUUAUAAUAGACAGCGCUUUGUUUUAAGUGAAAACAAUUUUUAUAUAGGCAGAAUAGACAGCGCUUUUAAUGAAAAGCGCUGUCUAAAGUUGAGAAAAGCGCUGCCUAAAGGGGGCCUUUAGCAGCGCUUUUAGAAAAAGCGCUGCCUAAAUUGGGCCUUUAGCAGCGCUUUUUAAGUAAAAGUGCUGGCUAAAUGGGGUCUUUAGUAGCGCUUUC
Vicia villosa (hairy vetch) is the source of this 2764-nucleotide messenger RNA. RefSeq names its product histidinol dehydrogenase, chloroplastic-like. The coding region runs from base 1805 to 2173 and encodes 122 amino acids. NCBI's taxonomy places the organism in Eukaryota, Viridiplantae, Streptophyta, Magnoliopsida, Fabales, Fabaceae. The record is from RefSeq and is a predicted model, not a curated record. The transcript has 6 exons. Gene Ontology annotation, cellular component: chloroplast stroma; cytoplasm. Gene Ontology annotation, biological process: L-histidine biosynthetic process. Gene Ontology annotation, molecular function: metal ion binding; histidinol dehydrogenase activity; NAD binding.